UCAAAAUGAUUGUUCCAAAUUCAUAUAUUUCGGUUUUAAUAAAUUUUAUUGUUCAAACUUAUCACUAUGAUGCAACUAGUUUGUGUGUAAUUUUUAAUGAAAAUUUUCCAUUCACUCUGCAUCAAUCGGAAUCUAGCAAUUAUGUGGCCGUAAGGAGUCUCUAUAGACCCUCACUCAAUGAAGAUAAGGAGAUUCCUUUUGAUCAAUUGGAUGUGUUGUCGAAAUUCGAAGAAAAGUUAAAGGAAUCAAUUGAAUAUACUCAUUGUGAGAGUUUCAUUGCAUUUGAAGAGGAAAUUAUGAUAUUCGUUGGAUCUUUUAUGAAAUCAGUAUUGCAUUCAAAAUGGCGCUCAUUAAAAAAUAAAUUUCUAUUUGCUUACACUAAAGACAGAUUUAAAGAUACAUCAGAAUUUGAGCAACCAUUUUUUAAGGAUCUUAUCAAUAUUCUUCUAAUUGAAAUUGAAAAUGAAACAAUAUUCAAUUUGAAAACAAACAAAUUUGUUGGAAGUCGAAAAAAUCAUCCCGAAGAAUUAAUACUUUUAGAUCGAUAUUAUGGUGAAACAAAUACAUUUGAAUUUGGCAAUAAUAAUUUGUAUCCCGAUAGGAUUAAGGAUUUGAAAGGUCGUGAAUUAGUUUCAGCUGUAUUUGCUUAUGAACCAUUUGCAAUUCUUAAAAAUGCUACCGAAAAAAAUCAUUUCAUGGAUGUCAAAUAUGGAAAUGAAGAUCCUUCGAAAACUCUUCUUUAUGAUGGAACUGAUGCACAAAUUCUAUUUCAAUUAUGUCGAUUGUACAAUUGUACAAUUCAACUUGAUACAAGUGAAGAAGAAGAAUGGGGAUUUGUUUAUGAAAACUAUACUGCUGAUGGUGCCUUGGGACUUGUUUUUAACAGAAAAGCUGAUAUUAGUAUGAUGGCUAUGUAUAUGUGGUAUGACAACUAUCUACAUUUAGAUAUGUCAAGCGUUCUAUCUAGAUCUGGAGUAACUUGUCUAGUACCAGCACCAAGACGUGUCAUAAGUUGGUUACUACCAUUAGAACCAUUUCAUUGGAUUCUUUGGAUUGGAAUUGUUGGCUGUUUGAUUUUGGAAACAAUUGGUCUUCUAGUAACUUGUUGGGCUGAUAGAACAGAAAAUGUUUCAUUAACUGAAAGUACACAUUUUGGUUAUGUGACAAGUUUGAAAUUAUUUGUUUCACAAGGUUCAGAUUAUUUGCCAUCAUCGGUUUCGGUUAGAAUUGUCUUAUUUUCAUGCUACAUGAUUGAUAUUAUCAUAACGAGUAUUUAUAGUGGAGGAUUGGCAAGUAUUUUAACAAUACCAACUUUGGAAGAGGUUGCUGAUAGUGUUGAACGUUUGGCUAAGUUCAAACUUAUUUGGACUGCUACCGCAUACAAUUGGAUAUUGACUAUUAAUGGUUCUGAUAUGGAAUUAAUAAAUCAAGUUUUGCAAAAUUUUCGAGUUUAUAGUGCUGAAGAAAUCAAAGGAAAUCGAGAAUUGGCAAAGUCUAUUGGUUUUACUAUCGAAAGACUUGAUUUUGGUCACUUUGCAAUACCCGAUCAUUUGGACCAAGAACUUAUUGAUGGUUUAAAAUUGAUGAUUGAUGAUAUUUACUAUCAAUAUUGUGUUGCUUUUGUACCAAGAUCAUGGGCACUUUUGGAAAAAUUUGACAAUGUUAUGAUGAUGAUGCAUUCAAGUGGUUUGACUCAAUAUCUUGAAUGGAAGGUUGUUGCUGAUCAUAUGAAUGAAAAUUUACAAAAACAAGUCGAAUCAUCAGCUAAAACAAAUUUUGACAGUGUUGGCCCGGUAAAAUUAGGAAUGGAAAAUUUUGCUGGAAUUAUAAUUGUUUUGAUCGUUGGAAUAUUUAUCAGUACUUUAGCUUUUGUUGGAGAAAUUAUACAUUUUCGUUAUUACUAUAAGAAAAUUGUAUCUGAUCGAGAAUAGAAAAUUGAUUACUUGAUUAAUUUAAUUUUGAUUUAAUA
This is a messenger RNA of Episyrphus balteatus (marmalade hoverfly), 1969 nucleotides long. RefSeq lists its product as uncharacterized. The coding region runs from base 6 to 1931 and encodes 641 amino acids. Lineage: Eukaryota; Metazoa; Arthropoda; Insecta; Diptera; Syrphidae. The transcript has 12 exons. Gene Ontology annotation, cellular component: membrane. Gene Ontology annotation, molecular function: ligand-gated monoatomic ion channel activity. The record is from RefSeq and is a predicted model, not a curated record.